AUGCUUUUUAAGAUGACACGCAAAGGCUUUCUCAUCAUAUUGGGAUUCACUAGUUUGGUGGUUGCAAUCAUUGUUUUGUGCUCAACCGCAAACACCACACCCUUGGCAAUGGAGAAAUGCUUUAGCACAGAAGUGGAUACGGAGAAUUCAACUUUAGAAUUAGUUCAUAUUGUUCUUCGCCAUGGCCCUCGUACUCCUGUAGAUACUUACCCCAAUGAUCCAUACUUACACUCUGGAUUUGAACCCACUGGAUGGGGUCAUGUUACAAAUAAAGGAAAACGUGAACUAUACGAGUUGGGCCAAUUAUUAAAUAAGCGUUAUGGGAAAUUUAUGGAGCCAUAUUAUACACCAAAUAAAGUCCAUGCUCAAGCAACAGCUUCACCAAGAGCAAUGAUGACCUUGGCAAUGGUAUUGGCCAGUAUGUUUCCACCAAAAAAUACACCUAUGGCAUGGCAUUCAUCGCUCAAUUGGCAGCCCAUACCUAUAUUCUCCGAGCCUUUAGACCAAGAUUCUUUACUUUUAGUGCGAACGCCUUGUCCUCGUUAUUUCGAGGCUCGUCAAGAAGUUUUGAAUUUACCAGAGGUUAAGCUGGAGCAUACACGGCACAAAGAGCUUUUUAGGAAUUUAUCAGCUCUUACUGGUCUCAAUAUCACCGAAGCAGAGCAUAUAAAUUCCUUAUAUAUAACUUUAGAAGCCGAGCGUGACUUUGGAUUGCCUUUGCCAGAGUGGACCAAAGAAUAUUUUCCCGAAAAAAUGCGUUUUAUGGCCGAAAUGAGUUACAUCUACAAUGCCUAUACUAGUGAAAUGCAAAAAAUCAAGGGAGGGCCGUUUCUGAAGAAAAUGUUUGACGAAAUGGAAAAGAAACGCAACAAUGCCCUGAGCCCCAGUGACAGGAAAAUGUUUAUAUAUACUGGUCAUGAUUGGACUGUGGGCAGUAUUCUGUCCGCUUUAAAGGUAUGGGAAAGACAAAUGCCUCUUUUCUCCGUCAUGACCAUAAUAGAGUUUCAUAAAUCCAAGGGCACCAAUGAAUACUAUGUGGAGAUAUUUUUGCGAAACGAUGAAAAGGGCUGCCUGCAUCAAUUGAGAGUUCCCCAUUGUCAUCGGAAAUGCCCUCUGGAUAGGCUUAUAAAAUUGAGCGCUGAUGUGCUACCCAAUGAAUCAUAUGAGGAACGUUGUACGCCGAAAAAUGAAGAAUUUGUGGAGCCCCCACCCAGAUUAAUUGAUCAAUAA
Molecule: messenger RNA, 1230 nt
Organism: Stomoxys calcitrans (stable fly)
Lineage: Eukaryota; Metazoa; Arthropoda; Insecta; Diptera; Muscidae
Product: prostatic acid phosphatase
Exons: 6
Coding region: 1-1230 (409 amino acids)
Biological process (GO): dephosphorylation
Molecular function (GO): phosphatase activity
Source: RefSeq, a predicted model, not a curated record